CUAAUGCCAUUAGGAUUCAGCAGUAAGCAUUUGCCAGCAUAUGACAAAUGCGAUCAUUGUCAUAAGCUAUUACACGAUGAGACAGGUAAAAGCUCUAUGGUUAUCGCAUGUGGUCAUGGAUACUAUGAGAGCUGUUUCACUAUUUCAUUAAAUAAAAAAUGCCUUUAUUGUGAAAAUAUUCUUAAAUUGGAUACUAAGAAGUCAAAUUUAAAGGAAUUUAUUGAUGCCGAUGAUGAUAGUCCACGAGAUCAGAAGAUAUCGGAUGAAGAUGAUAUAUUAGAAGUGCUUCGAAAAGAUAAGCAAGCAUUACCAAGAGUGGAGCAAGCUUAUUCUAUGGCUCUUGAAAGAUUUUUAAAUAUUUAG
Messenger RNA from Racocetra persica, 363 nucleotides. The record is from the annotation of a GenBank genome assembly. Lineage: Eukaryota; Fungi; Glomeromycota; Glomeromycetes; Diversisporales; Gigasporaceae.